CAGAAAUUGAAGUACUUGGGGAAAGGACUGAACUCACAAGUUUUACAUCCUUCUUUCAAUGGAGCUCUCACUUUCUUGUUCAUCUUCUCUUGGAAUUUCAGCUUUAAGUUCUGGCUGUAACGCCACAUGUGCUCAACACAAAAUAAUACCCAUUAAACCCAAUGGUAAAUGUUGGCGUUUGCCAUUGAAAUGCUCCAAGAAUUUGCAGUCACUUGGUCUCUACAGAAGCAGAAGCUGCAAAGAGUAUUUGCCGAACAGGCACUAUAGGCACAAUUCCAUCCGGGCCUCCACUCAAACGGGUGCUGCUGGAUCUGAUCCGAUACUGAAUAAGAUUUCAGCUUUCAAAGAUGCAUGCUGGAGAUUUUUGAGGCCCCAUACGAUACGGGGAACAUUUUUAGGAUCUGUUGCUCUGGUGGCAAGAGCGUUAAUUGAAAAUCCAAAUUUGAUUAAGUGGUCGCUGGUGCCUAAGGCAUUUUCUGGUCUUAUAGCUCUGAUUUGUGGAAAUGGUUAUAUUGUUGGCAUCAAUCAGAUCUAUGACAUUGGAAUUGACAAGGUAAACAAGCCUUACUUGCCUAUUGCUGCAGGGGACCUUUCAGUUCAAUCUGCAUGGUCCUUGGUGAUACUUUUUGCAGUAAUCGGCCUUCUGAUUGUUGGAUUUAACUUUGGCCUAUUCAUCACAUCUCUUUACUGCCUUGGUCUUUUCCUGGGAACCAUCUAUUCUGUUCCUCCAUUUAGAAUGAAGAGAUUCCCAGUUGCAGCAUUUCUUAUAAUUGCUACGGUGCGGGGGUUCCUUCUCAAUUUUGGGGUAUACUAUGCUACAAGAUCUGCUCUUGGAUUACCAUUUGAAUGGAGUGCACCUGUGGCUUUCAUCACAACAUUUGUUACAUUGUUUGCACUGGUUAUUGCCAUAACUAAGGAUCUUCCAGAUGUAGAGGGAGAUCGAAAAUUUCAAAUAUCAACCUUCGCAACAAAGCUUGGAGUUAGAAACAUUGCCUUUCUUGGUUCUGGGCUUUUACUGGUGAAUUAUGUUGCUGCUGUGUUGGCAGCAAUAUAUAUGCCUCAGGCUUUCAGGCGUAGUUUAAUGCUACCAGCACAUAUUUGUUUGGCAACAUGCUUAAUUUUCCAGGCAUGGAUUCUGGAACGGGCAAAUUAUGCCAAGGAAGCAAUCCAAGGGUUCUAUCGCUUUAUAUGGAAUCUGUUCUAUGCUGAGUAUGCAAUAUUUCCGUUCAUCUAGAGUUUUCUUUUUAUAUUUCUCUUUGUGAGGGAGUGAAAUUUAUGUAAAUAUCAGCAAGAUUUUGCCAUUAAUACAUUUGUAAUUGAUUUUCUAACAUCAUGCAAGACUUUGCCACAUUUUUGUUCAAAGAAAAGACGGAUUUUUCCAAGCUCCUAUUCACGCGUCCCAAGGUACAAACUUUAAACUUGUAAUUUGGAGUUUCAAACUCUUAUCAGUUAAGGGAUCACUUAUUAUUAUAAUAAAGCAUUCAAGUACCAAGACCCUAUUCAAUAAGAUGGUGUAUACUUCUGAUUGACGAAGUCGUUCAGGUAUUCUGUUUGAAGAUCUUUUCUGGGAAGUUUCUGCAUCAACUCGAAAUGGUUGCUCCUUAGAUGACUAGCAAUUUCAGAGUAUUUAUCCAUCACCAUUCACCAAGUUGAAAGCUUUACUCAAACUUUCUUCUACAAUUCACACACACUGACUUGGCUCGAAUUCUAGCAGUCAUCACGCUCAUUUCUCUUUUAGCUACUUGCUCUGUUUUUCAGGUAGGAGAUGCCCUCUUAGCAACACAGGCUUUCAAAAUUGUUGUUCCCCAACCUUACGCUACAUUCCAAGGACAAUUCCACCACUCUGUUUAAAUCUGGCUGUUAGGCAUUCGCAUUUAGGCAUCCGAGUUCUGAAAUCUUCCACCAGGAAUAUUUUGGCUGCUGCAGACGCUUCAGUUUUCAGUUUACCGAGGAAGGGAUAUCCAUUUCUUCCCCUACGGUCAUGGUUUCAACUUAAUCUUGGGUUAGAUCAAGAGCAGGAGAAAGGUGAUUGUGAAGAGGCAGAGGCAGAUUUGAUGCAGUCUCAGUGCUCGUAGGGAGGCCAUGGAGAUAGGGAAUGACGGGGGAAGAAACGUACUCAGGUUUUGAUGUUGGGUUCCAACUUUUGCUGUGCUCCUCCCAGCAGCAAAAAGGAUGCAAGUAUAUUAUUGGAGAGCUGAAGGUAAGGGAUGACAUGACCGGA
Rubroshorea leprosula is the source of this 2221-nucleotide messenger RNA. NCBI's taxonomy places the organism in Eukaryota, Viridiplantae, Streptophyta, Magnoliopsida, Malvales, Dipterocarpaceae. The record is from the annotation of a GenBank genome assembly.